AGGAGUAUUCUUGUCAAGUACGGCUGCUGAGCUUCGAAUUAAAAUGGGGCAGUUGCCAAUCACAAUUAUCAACUGUCCCAUUUUCGCAUUCUAAAUUUCCCACGUUCACCAAACCCACGCACGCACACUUUCUCAAUCUCUCUCGUCUCUGCUUCACCAGAGUUUAGAAGAUGGGAUCAGGUCAAUGGUUGGUGGAGAAAAGGGCUACUUUCAGGAGUGAUUCAUUCUCUGACAAUGAUAAUGCACCGGAAACUGGUUGUCUUUCAAUUGUUGUUCUUGGUGCUUCCGGUGAUCUUGCCAAGAAGAAGACUUUCCCUGCUCUCUUCAAUCUAUACCGCCAGGGAUUUCUAACAUCGAAUGAUGUUCACAUUUUUGGCUAUGCAAGGACUAAGAUUUCAGAUGAUCAGCUGAGAAGUCGCAUUCGUGGAUAUCUUACUGGUUCCAAAGAAGAGGAAGUAUCAGAUUUUUUGCAACUGAUUAAAUAUGUAAGUGGUACUUAUGAUACCGAGGAGGGUUUUCAGCUAUUGGACAAGGAAAUUUCAGAACAUGAGUUCUCAAAAGGCAGUGUGGAAGGAUCAUCCCGCAGACUUUUCUAUUUUGCACUUCCCCCAUCAGUCUAUCCAUCUGUAUGCAGGAUGAUUAAGCGGUGUUGCAUGAAUAAAUCUGAUCUUGGUGGAUGGACUCGGAUUGUUGUUGAGAAGCCAUUUGGCAAGGAUUUGGACUCGUCCGAGGAACUUAGUACCCAGAUAGGAGAGCUGUUUGAUGAAUCACAAAUUUACCGUAUUGAUCACUAUUUGGGAAAGGAAUUGGUGCAAAACUUGUUGGUGCUUCGCUUCGCCAAUCGUUUCUUUUUGCCCCUCUGGAAUCGUGACAAUAUUGCCAAUGUACAGAUUGUCUUUAGGGAGGAUUUUGGAACUGAAGGCCGUGGAGGAUAUUUUGACGAAUAUGGGAUUGUCCGCGAUAUUAUUCAAAAUCAUCUAUUGCAGGUUCUUUGUCUCGUUGCCAUGGAAAAGCCUGUCUCUUUGAAACCUGAGCACAUCCGGGAUGAGAAAGUGAAGGUUCUUCAAUCUGUACUUCCAAUCAAUUAUGAUGAAGUUGUUCUUGGACAAUAUGACGGCUAUAGGGAUGAUCCAACAGUUCCUGACCACUCAAAUACCCCAACAUUUGCAACUAUGGUGUUGCACAUACAUAAUGAAAGAUGGGAAGGUGUUCCCUUUAUAUUAAAGGCAGGAAAAGCAUUGAGUUCCAGGAAGGCGGAGAUACGCGUUCAAUUUAAGGAUGUUCCUGGUGAUAUAUACAAAUGCCAAAGGCAAGGAAGAAAUGAAUUUGUAAUACGCCUUCAACCAUCAGAAGCCAUUUACAUGAAGCUGACGGUCAAGCAGCCAGGUCUUGAGAUGUCAACGGUACAAAGUGAACUUGACUUGUCAUAUGGGCAACGCUAUCAAAAUAUUACAAUCCCAGAGGCUUAUGAGCGCCUAAUUCUUGACACGAUUCGAGGCGAUCAGCAGCAUUUUGUUCGCAGAGACGAGUUGAAGGCGGCCUGGCAGAUUUUCACACCUCUUCUGCACAGCAUCGACAAUGGUGAACUGAAGCCACAAAUAUACAAACCAGGCAGCCGAGGUCCUGCCGAGGCAGAUGAGCUUCUAGCCAAAGCAGGUUAUGUUCAAACACAUGGAUAUAUAUGGAUUCCCCCCACCUUAUAGAAAGAUGUAGCAUGCGUAAUAAAUGCCGUUUGAGUUGAGUUUUUCGUUACAGUGAACAGUAAUACGACAAUAAUGUGGCGAUGCAAUCUUUACUACGAAAGUGUGUUGAAGAAACAAGUUGUUUUUAUGCUGAAAGAGUAUGAAUCUGUUGUGUAAAAAGAUGCUUGAAUCAAUAAAUGUUGCGGUGGGCAGAUUACAUAUCUAAA
Mangifera indica (mango) is the source of this 1909-nucleotide messenger RNA. Its product is annotated as glucose-6-phosphate 1-dehydrogenase, cytoplasmic isoform. NCBI's taxonomy places the organism in Eukaryota, Viridiplantae, Streptophyta, Magnoliopsida, Sapindales, Anacardiaceae. Gene Ontology annotation, biological process: glucose metabolic process; pentose-phosphate shunt, oxidative branch. The transcript is spliced from 16 exons. Gene Ontology annotation, molecular function: NADP binding; glucose-6-phosphate dehydrogenase activity. Gene Ontology annotation, cellular component: cytosol. The record is from RefSeq and is a predicted model, not a curated record. Bases 171 to 1703 code for a protein of 510 amino acids.